Hypomesus transpacificus is the source of this 1703-nucleotide messenger RNA. It is a transcript of the gene ccdc51, whose product is annotated as coiled-coil domain containing 51. The transcript has 4 exons. NCBI's taxonomy places the organism in Eukaryota, Metazoa, Chordata, Actinopteri, Osmeriformes, Osmeridae. The record is from RefSeq and is a predicted model, not a curated record. Bases 190 to 1530 code for a protein of 446 amino acids.
CUAUAUGCCUGAUCAAAAAAACUACCUUGGAGUUAGACUGGGAAUCAUGUCAUCAUCGCUAUGUUAAUCCCAUAGUUUACAAAUUUGAACACCACCGGUCAAGCUAACAUAACCCGUCGAUGUGCCAAACAGGUGCCUUUACGUUCUGAUGUGUUGUGCUGAAACCUGUACAGUAAACACACCUGCCAAAUGAGGUUGAGGGGCCCGGUUCGCCCCUGGAUCCACGGUCCGGGCCUCUACCAUGUCCACGGCCCCACAAGGGUCUAUGGGGUCCGGAGAACCUACUGCACCCAGCCCCCCCCGGCUCCACGGGACCAUGGGGGCAAGGUUGCGGUGGUGCGUGAACAGACCAUGGCUGUGCUCCAGAACCUAACGAGCCUGGGGAAGGAGUGGGGCCAGAAGACCAUCACCACGGCCUCCGCCACCACCAACUACUGGUGGGGGCGCUACGAGGACUUUGUUGGCCUGAAUGAAGUCAAACAGGCUCAGACUCAGGUCACGGAGGCAGAGAAGGAGUUCAUGGUGGCCAGAGGGAUGGUAAGGGAGGCCCAUGGCAGCCUGGACACCCUGCUGGUCAGGCUGAAGGAGGUGAGGGACAGGCUGGACAGAGUCUCCAGGGAGGAGGCCCACUAUCUGGAGCUAGCCACCAUGGAACACAAGCUGCUGCAGGAGGAGCGUCGACUGCGAACGGCGUACGAGAACGCAGAGAGCAUGGAGCGGGAGAAGUUCAGCCUCUUCUCCGCCGGCGUGCGCGAGAGCCACGAGAAGGAGCGGACGCGCGCCGAGCGCACCAAGAACUGGUCUGUGAUUGGCUCGGUGCUGGGGGCUCUGAUAGGCGUGAUGGGGUCGACGUACGUGAACCGGGUCCGCCUGCAGGAGCUGAAGAGUCUGCUGCUGGAGGCCCAGAAGGGGCCGGUCAGCCUCCAGGAGGCCCUCAGGGUGCAGGCUGGGAUGCACCGCAGCCAGCAGGGCGAGCUGAGAGGCCUGAUCGACAGCCUGAGGACCACGCUGAGCCAGGACAGGCAGAGGGACGCCCAGAACGUAGACACCAAGCACACCUCGGCCCCUGCUCCAGCCCCGGUACCAGCACCAGUUCCAGCACCAAUACCAGUACCAGCCCCAAUACCAGUACCAGCCCCAGCCUCACCAGCCUCCCCAAGUGCCUCAGAGCUGGCCCUCAAGGCGCUGGUCCAGGGCAGCCAGAAGAGCCAGACUCUGCUGGAGCAGCUAGGAACUCGGCUGGGGGAGGUCCAGCAGGGCGUCUGCAGGGUGGGGGCAGAGGUGGAGGGAGUCAGGACUCUAGUGGAGAGCCUCCCCCCUGUGGUGGUGAUGGAGAAGCAGCCGGUCAUCCAGCCCCACGACUCCCAGCUGCUGGUCUGUGACACGGAGAGCGUCAUCCAGGGCCUGGGUCUGGUGGAGAAAAGGCUGGAGGCCCAGAUCAGCAGGACCUCGCUGUAUAACACUGUCCUCACAUGCACAGUGUUCGCUCUUACAGUCCCUGUACUGUAUGUGAUCUUUAGAGGUAGUUAAUUAAAUGUGUUAAUGAUCUAGACUGGGUUCAAAAGGUAAUGUGAGAUUAAGACUAGGUCGGGUUGGGGUCCUUCUUGAAUCAUGAUUUCAUAUCCUUAACUGAUAAACGGUCAUUCCUACUCUUAAUAGUUUACAUUCAGGGAAAUUAAACAUUGCACUGAAGUGAGAUUAAA